CGAAUGCAAUUUGGGGCAUAAACUGCUGAAUGCGAGGCAGGGGGUGUUGAUAGGGUUUGAACACUGAGUUGGACACGCGAGGUAGAGAAGUGGAAUUAACAAACCCUGUCCGAAACUAAACGCAGAAAUGUUUUGUUCGAAAGAACUUUUCAUCGUUGUGUCGGUGUUAGUAAUUCACAGUCAUGCCAUUAUCAGGGUUCCUUUACACAAGAUGCGCACGGCAAGGCGCACUAUGAGUGAUAACGGAAUGACGGUCGAGCAACUUUUGGCAUUGGGCAAGGCCAACAGCGAUCUAGCGAAACAGUCAGCCCCAGCGACAACAGUCGCACCUACCUCCGCUCCCACGCCCGCAGAGAAGCUCACGAACUUUAUGGAUGCUCAAUACUUUGGAGAGAUAAGCAUUGGAACCCCACCUCAAGAUUUCAAAGUGCUCUUUGACACAGGCUCCUCAAACCUUUGGGUGCCCUCUAUCCACUGCUCCUUCCUGGAUAUCGCCUGCUGGCUGCACCACCGCUACAACUCCAAGAAGUCCAGCACGUUUGCGAAGAACGGCACCAAGUUUGCCAUCAAGUAUGGCAGAGGCAGCCUGUCCGGUUUCAUCAGUGAGGAUGUGGUCAAUUUGGCAGGUGUGAAUGUGCCAGGGCAGCAGUUCGGAGAGGCAGUGCAGCAGCCUGGCAUUACAUUUGCAGUGGCUCGUUUCGAUGGCGUUUUUGGUAUGGGUUAUCCCACCAUCUCUGUGGAGAAGGUCACCCCUGUAUUUGACCAGAUCAUGGCCAAAAAGCUGAUUCCUCAAAACGUCUUCUCCUUCUACCUGAACAGAAACCCCAAGGCCCCAGUUGGGGGAGAGCUGAUGCUUGGAGGCACAGACAAGCAGUACUACGAUGGUGAGCUGCACUACGUCAACGUCACACGCAAGGCCUACUGGCAGAUUAAGAUGGAUGCGGUUGAUGUCGGCAAUCAGCUGACUCUCUGUAAGGAUGGUUGCCAAGCUAUUGUUGACACGGGAACGUCCCUGAUGGUUGGGCCCACUCAGGAAGUCCGGGCUCUGCACAGAGCCAUUGGGGCUCUGCCCCUGCUGAUGGGAGAGUACUGGAUCGAGUGCAGCAAGAUCCCAACUCUGCCAGUCAUCUCGUUUAACCUGGGAGGAAAACUUUUUAAUCUCACUGGAGAAGAUUACAUCCUACAGGAGUCUCAGAUGGGGGCUAAGAUCUGCCUGUCUGGCUUCAUGGCCAUGGACAUACCGCCCCCUGCUGGCCCUCUGUGGAUUCUCGGAGACGUGUUCAUCGGCCGUUACUACAGCGUGUUUGACCGCGACCACGACCGUGUGGGCUUCGCUCCUGCCAAGUGACCGGAGGGGAAAUAACUCCACGUUUUGAAGGGCCACGUAGCACAGACCAAAAUGAGAGGCCUCAAGUCUAGAACUGGUCUCUUGGAUUCUCUCCCAACCAAAGGAGCAACAGACCUAGGAAGCGAUCUAGCCAUUUCACGUCAAUUCGGGGAUGGAUCCACUUUUAAGUCACCAGCUGUUUGGAAAAGGUUUUUUCUUGCUUUUUAAAACAAGUAUAGCGUUGCAUAGAUUUACAAUAAUGAAAUACUGAAUGAGGGGUACUGGAUACGUUUUUAAUAAGUUUGUUUCAGAAGUACUUUGUGUCUAAUUUUGUUGUGUGUGUAUGAAUGGGCAGUCACUGGGGUGGAUUAAACCAGGAGAUUUUUGUUAAUGAAGCUUAACUUCCUGCUCAGCUUGCUGGGUCUUUUUGUGAAGUAAUGAAUCAACCAAAGAGCACUGAACAAAUGUGAAUGAAUGAACACUGACUACUUCUCUUAUUCCCAUUCUGUCAGAUGGGUGAUUGUUGCAAUAAUCUUCAGGCUUUAAUAAACAAAAUCCCUACAUCUA
Molecule: messenger RNA, 1894 nt
Organism: Alosa alosa (allis shad)
Lineage: Eukaryota; Metazoa; Chordata; Actinopteri; Clupeiformes; Clupeidae
Product: cathepsin D-like
Exons: 9
Coding region: 128-1348 (406 amino acids)
Biological process (GO): proteolysis
Cellular component (GO): lysosome
Molecular function (GO): aspartic-type endopeptidase activity
Source: RefSeq, a predicted model, not a curated record